Messenger RNA from Trichoderma harzianum CBS 226.95, 624 nucleotides. RefSeq lists its product as hypothetical. Lineage: Eukaryota; Fungi; Ascomycota; Sordariomycetes; Hypocreales; Hypocreaceae. Bases 1 to 624 code for a protein of 207 amino acids. The transcript is spliced from 5 exons. The record is from RefSeq and is a predicted model, not a curated record.
AUGUCCUGCAACCUUGCUAUUCGUCUCUCUCCUCGUUUCGAAAUAUCACCAUCGACCAUCUAUACCAUCAUCAUGUCGACCACAAAUUCCGUCAAUGAUGGCGCGGCUGGUACCGCCACCACCACCAACAGCAGCAACAACAUCAACAAUAACAGCAGCAACAAUAACAACAACAACAAUCACGCCGAAAGAGCUGGCUCUGGCGUUGAAAACGGGGGCCGUCGUGCCCGUAGAAGACGAAGAAGGCGAGACUUAUUCGAUAUUAAUCUUGUUCGAGCAGUCCGCGGGGGGGUUGUUACUCUCCCAGAGUAUGCCGGACGCGGCAAAGGCAGUGAUGGGACAUUGUCCCAAAGCCAAGUCAGAGAAGCUGUGAGCCUGGGGCUCAUCAAUAGACAACAGAUUAGACAGCAGCAGCAGCAGCAAUACCGACAGCGACGAAACCAGCGAAAGGCCCAGCGACGGGCCGAGAAGCGGGUCGAGAAGCGGGCCCAACAAGCCCAGCAGGCUCAGCAACAGCAGCAGCAACAGCAAAUGAACGAGCUGGACCAGCAGCUUGGAGGGCUGCGGUUGGACCAAGAGGGUGAGGAGGAGGAAGAAGAAAGAGGAGAACCGAUGGAGAUGUGA